AUGGGUCAAGGUGUAUCAUCUGGUCAAGAUAAGAAGAAGAAGAAGGGUAGUAAGGAGAAGCCAAAGUAUGAACCUCCAGUUCAAUCGCGGUUUGGUAGGAAGAAGAGAAGAGGGGGUCCCGCCACUGCAGAGAAAUUGCCUAAUAUAAGUCCCAGUACUCGCUGUAAAUUGAAACUAUUGCGUAUGGAAAGGAUUAAGGACCAUUUACUACUAGAAGAAGAAUUUGUCACCAAUUCGGAGAUCUUGAAACCAUUCGAAAAGAAGCAAGAAGAAGAGAAGAAACAGUUGGAAGAGAUUAGAGGUAACCCAUUGAGUAUUGGUACUCUAGAAGAGAUUAUCGAUGAUGAUCACGCAAUCGUGACGAGUCCGACAAUGCCCGAUUACUACGUUUCGAUCCUAUCUUUUGCAGAUAAAGAACUCUUGGAACCAGGUUGUUCCGUUCUGUUGCAUCACAAGACAAUGUCGAUCGUAGGAGUGUUGCAAGAUGAUACCGAUCCAAUGAUAUCGGUAAUGAAGAUUGAUAAGUCACCUACGGAAUCCUAUAGCGAUAUCGGAGGUCUAGAAAACCAGAUUCAAGAGAUAAAGGAAGCAGUCGAACUACCGCUCACACAUCCAGAACUUUACGAAGAGAUGGGCAUCAAACCACCAAAGGGUGUUAUUCUGUAUGGUGCCCCGGGUACGGGUAAGACGUUGCUAGCGAAGGCUGUGGCAAACCAAACCUCUGCUACUUUCUUGAGAAUUGUCGGUUCAGAACUAAUUCAAAAAUAUCUAGGUGAUGGUCCCAGACUCUGUAGACAGAUCUUUAAGGUCGCUGCAGAGAACGCUCCAAGUAUCGUUUUCAUAGACGAGAUCGAUGCUAUAGGUACAAAGAGAUACGAAUCCAAUAGUGGUGGUGAAAGAGAAAUUCAAAGAACUAUGUUGGAGUUGCUGAAUCAACUAGAUGGCUUCGACGACAGGGGUGAUGUGAAAGUCAUUAUGGCCACAAACAAGAUCGAAAGUUUGGAUCCAGCACUGAUCAGACCAGGAAGAAUCGAUCGUAAGAUCCUCUUCGAAAACCCGGACCUUGGCACAAAAAGAAAGAUUCUGGGGAUCCACACAUCUAAGAUGAGUUUAAGUUCCGACGUUCAUUUGGAAGAACUCGUUACUUCAAAGGACGAUCUCUCAGGCGCCGAUAUUCAAGCAAUGUGUACAGAGGCAGGUCUACUUGCUCUCAGAGAAAGAAGAAUGCAAGUCACAGCAGAAGACUUCAAACAGGCUAAGGAGCGUGUGAUGAAGAACAAGGUCGAAGAGAACCUGGAAGGCCUAUAUAUGUAG
Torulaspora delbrueckii is the source of this 1314-nucleotide messenger RNA. It is a transcript of the gene RPT2, whose product is annotated as proteasome regulatory particle base subunit RPT2. NCBI's taxonomy places the organism in Eukaryota, Fungi, Ascomycota, Saccharomycetes, Saccharomycetales, Saccharomycetaceae. The transcript has a single exon. Gene Ontology annotation, biological process: proteasome-mediated ubiquitin-dependent protein catabolic process. Gene Ontology annotation, molecular function: proteasome-activating activity; ATP hydrolysis activity; ATP binding. The coding region runs from base 1 to 1314 and encodes 437 amino acids. Gene Ontology annotation, cellular component: proteasome regulatory particle, base subcomplex. The record is from RefSeq and is a predicted model, not a curated record.